Molecule: messenger RNA, 1449 nt
Organism: Peronospora matthiolae
Lineage: Eukaryota; Oomycota; Peronosporomycetes; Peronosporales; Peronosporaceae
Source: the annotation of a GenBank genome assembly
AUGAGGAGACUCGUGCUGGCAAUGGACUUGCAGUGGGCAGACGUGACCCAGGAAGAGGAGAAGAUUGGCCAGACGUUGUACGCAGAAGCCACUGCCACGCUGCUGGCCAAGAAAGAAGGAACAAAACCAAAAGGCUGGGACUGGAAACGCCAUGCGGCAAUCGGUGCAGCAUCUGUGACUGGUGGCGCUUUACUUGCAGUGACAGGAGGUCUUGCUGCUCCUGCAAUUGCGGCAAGUUUGACAGCGCUGGGAGGAGCAGGCGUGACGAUCGGCGCUGUUGUGGGCUCUGCAACCGGCGUCACAGCAACGACAGUGCUCUUUGGAACAGCUGGAGCGGGAGUGAUGGGUAUGAAGACUGAGAAAAGGACGAAAAGCGUUCAUGAUGUUGGCUUCGAUCUCGUGUCGGCAGGGCAUGGCAUGAACGUCUACAUUUGCGUGUCGGGGUGGCUGGACGAAGACGACCCGCCGACAAACGGAUUCCGUCGAGCAAAGCCAAAGCAGGUGGAUCAGGUGGAUCAGGUGGAUCGAGUCGUGGGCCAGUGUCGAGGUCGAGAAGACGAGCUGCUUACUGAGACGAAUGAUCCACGUCAUGCUUCAUGUUUGUCGAGGACAGUACACACAGACACCUACGCGCGUGGUGGUAACUUAGCGAACCACAUCAGCGACCCAAAAGCUUGUUCUCCUAGUUUGAAGAGCACAGCAGCAAGCAACGCUAGUCCAUCUGCGUGGGAGCGAGGAACAAAGCUCAAUCCGCUUCAAGCAUGGCGAUGGAACGACCGUUUCCCUCAUGGUGACCAGUAUUGCCUUGUUUGGGAGGAAGCAGGACUACGUCGGUUUGGUAGAUGCAUGCGUACAUUUGCAGCUGAGCAAGUUUCAGUAUAUGCGGCGACAGAGAUUGUCAAAUACACUGCGCUGGCAGCAUUGUUUGCAGCCGUAGCGAUUCCACGGGCGAUAUUUCGACUGGCCGACAUCAUUGACAACGCGUGGACAGUAAUUAUGAACGCUGCAGACAGCUCUGGUAAAUUGCUAGCGGAUGCGCUGCGUAAGCGAGAGCAAGGCUUGCGUCCGGUCACGUUGAUUGGGUACGGUAUGGGUGCCAGAUUGAUUUUCUCCUGCUUGAAAGAACUGGCAAAUGAAGAUAUGGUCAACGAAUCGUGUGGGAUUGUAGAGAACGCUGUCUUGCUCGGAUCGCCUCUUCAUAUGGCACGCAACGAAUGGAUGAGCGCUCGUCGCGUAGUCUCCGGGAGGCUAAUUAAUGGGUAUUCAGAUAAUGAUUGGAUGCUUGGUGUGAUGUAUCGCUACCAGGGAUGGGCUCUGAAUUCGGCGGGCAUUGCGCCUCUCGAUAUUGCUGGUAUCGAAAAUGUGAAUUUAUCAGAGAUCAUUGGAGGACAUCUGGAGUACAAGAGCAAAAUUGGCGUCAUACUGGAUCUGCUGAAGCUGGAAGACUGA